Messenger RNA from Pelobates cultripes (western spadefoot toad), 4470 nucleotides. The record is from the annotation of a GenBank genome assembly. NCBI's taxonomy places the organism in Eukaryota, Metazoa, Chordata, Amphibia, Anura, Pelobatidae.
CCUGAAAAUAAAAAUUGUGCUGCGUAAGUAUUCUUGAUUCGAUUUACUCGUAAGAAUGUAACCAUCCAUACGCCACGUAGUUCUUGAUGUUCCUUUAACUGCAUUUUUUUUUUUUUUUAGCUCAAGGAAUACCAAACUGUGGUCAGACCUCACAUUAUCUUUGAUAGAGACCCUUUUUGUGUUGCCAACUAUUGACAUUUCUCCCAUAAUCAAGUGACAAAUGAACUUUUAGAAAAAUGUGUGUAGUCUUUUUCACUGGCAUGGUAAACACUCCAAAUAUCUGCUAAAUUUGCUCCAUGAGUACAUUUAUUCAAUUCUUUUGAUUAAUUAAUAGGUUUUAUCUAUAUUGUUGAAAGCAUUUUUUUUUUUUUUUUUAAAUAACUAAAUAAGUCAGUAACACAAUUUAGGUCACCUGCAAUUAAAAGUUGACCCAUUUUGACCUUUCUAACUUCCAAAAUCCUAUCUAACUGGAUCUACGUUUGGUAUUUAAACAUUGACUAAGGUUUAUUAUUAUUAUUUAUAAAGCGCCAACAAGUUCCGCAUCACUGUACACGUAGGGCCCUGCUCAAUGAGCUUACAUGCUACAGAGAGUGGGGUAAAGUGACACAAAAGGUAAAGGUAUGGUAGAAAAGUAAAUAACUGAUUAUUAAUGACAAACACCUAUACUAUAUUCCGACCUUCCUCCUCUUUACUCUGAUAUUUAAUAUCUACUUAUCCAGCAUCCCUACCUGAUGAUAAAAAAAGAUGGGUGGCCAUUAUGAUAUAUUUCUAAAUUUAUUUUUCCACCAUUUUUGCUUUCCAAUGUAUCUCUUGAAUCAUUCAUAUAUCUACUGCUUCAUUUUUCAUAGUUUUUAACACCAUUUGUCUUUUUUAAAAUUUAGAAUGUAUUCCCUGUACAUUUACAGUAAAAAAUUUAACCACAAAGAAAUAUAAUAUAUAACCAAUUUAUUUAUACCCUGCUGGCAGCCACAUACAAUUACAAACAUAUUAACAUAAUGUUCUCAUAUUAUACUCAUAUGGAUAAGUUCUUGUGCCUCAAGACAGGCAUCCCACAACACCUACCCUUUAACCCCUUAAGGACACGUGACAUGUCAUGAUUCCCUUUUAUUCCAGAAGUUUGGUCCUUAAGGGGUUAAAUAAGUGUGACCUAACUCUCCUGACCAAGUCAAGGAAGAAGGACACGCUUCUAAGUUCUUACGAACCUACAGCCGGAUUAAGCAGCAAACUAGAGCACACCGGUAUAUAUCUUAUAUAAAAGUUUAAUGCAAGAAAAUUUUCAACCCUUCAAUACCAUUUUUAUGCAGAAUUCCAAAACGCUUUAACCAGUGACCACACACCUUUUCUUAAUACGCUUUAGCCAAUAUAUAAUCUAUUUUUAUAUCCUCACCUAUGUUUCUCUUACAUUAUUUGUGCUAUAAUUAUCAUUUAUCACUGUGAUCUUAUUUCUUUCCUCCUAAUCAAUAAGAAGAAAAAAAACCUGUGUUUCUCCUGUCUGUCUCUCCCCGUUCUGUGUGUGUGUGUGUUCUUGUCUGUCUCUCCCCAUUCUCCUUGUCUGUCUCUCCCCGUUCUGUGUGUGUGUUCUUGUCUGUCUCUCCCCAUUCUCCUUGUCUGUCUCUCCCCAUUCUCCUUGUCUGUCUCUCCCCAUUCUCCUUGUCUGUCUCUCUCCGUUCUCCUUGUCUGUCUCUCCCCGUUCUGUGUGUGUGUUCUUGUUUGUCUCUCUCCGUUCUCCUUGCCUGUCUCUCCCCGUUUUCCUUGUCUGUCUCUCCCCGUUCUCCUUGUCUGUCUCUCCCCGUUCUCCUUGUCUGUCUCUCCCCGUUCUCCUUGUCUGUCUCUCUCCGUUCUCCUUGUCUGUCUCUCUCCGUUCUCCUUGUCUGUCUCUCCCCGUUCUCCUUGCCUGCCUCUCCCCGUUCUCCUUGUCUGCCUCUCCCCGUUCUCCUUGUCUGUCUCUCUCCGUUCUCCUUGUCUGUCUCUCUCCGUUCUCCUUGUCUGUCUCUCUCCGUUCUCCUUGUCUGUCUCUCUCCGUUCUCCUUGUCUGUCUCUCUCCGUUCUCCUUGUCUGCCUCUCUCCGUUCUCCUUGCCUGCCUCUCCCCGUUCUCCUUGCCUGCCUCUCCCCGUUCUCCUUGCCUGCCUCUCCCCGUUCUCCUUGCCUGCCUCUCCCCGUUCUCCUUGCCUGCCUCUCCCCGUUCUGUCUCUCUCCCCGUUCUCCUGGUCUCUCUCUCUCUCUCUCCCCGUUCUCCUGGUCUCUCUCUCUCUCCCCGUUCUCCUGGUCUCUCUCUCUCUCUCUCCCCGUUCCCCUUGCCUGCCUCUCAUGUUUUUGUUCCGUGCAGCAUUGGGCUCUCCUGGUUCUCUCCCUGCUGAAUUCCCUGCUCUCUGCUGCCUGUUUCCUGGGUUUAAUCCUCUCCAUCUCCCUCACCAUUGCCAACGGAGGGAAGAACUUGAUAUCUGGCUGCAAUUCCACCAUUCUGCCUGCAGAAACACGCUCUGUCGUUAUGAGCAACGAGUGCCCUUUUGAUACAACUCGAAUAUAUGUGAGUACCAUAGGGAGAUAUUGGUGGGAGAUUGGAGCUAACAGUACACAGAAAAACUGCUUACAGUGAUCUGGCAAUAAAUUAUAUAAACUAGCCGAAUAGCAAAGAUUAAAUGUUUAAGUUUAAAAAAUUCAUUUUAUUUUAUUCAACAAAAAAUAGAUUAUGCUCAGAUUUUUGAAGAAAUUGAUUUAAUCUGAAAGUUGGGGAUUUUACAUGUAGAUCCUUUUCUUGUCCUCUGCUUCUACAUGGUAGAAGGAGAUAAUGGCAGAUAUUUUUUUUCACUGUAGGUACAAAUGGACAUUCUAUUCUGUGGAGUAUAAAGUAUGGAUUUAGUUAGUGAGGUAUCAGGGUUUGGAUGUCGGGUAUGGAGGUUUGGAUUGAAUUAGCAUAGUAUCUGGGUUUGGAGGCUAGGUAUGGAAGUUUUGAUUGAAUUAGCGAGGUAUCGGGGUUGUUGAGAUUGGGAAUGAGCAGAUGCUAUAUCUGUUAAACCCAGAGGGUGAUUUACACUGAUUUAACAUGAUUUAUUUUCUUUGCAGGACACUACACUAGCUUUGUGGUUUCCUUCCAUGUUCCUUUCAGCUGUGGAGACAGCACUAUCUGUGCGCUGCUGUGUGGUGGCAUUUAUCCUGCGUGGCAUUGGCCCAUGUGGAGAGACUUACCUUAGACAGAGGGUGUGUAUUAAUGCAGUUCAGCAUCUUUCCCAGAGUCAAAGCAACAUAUUAUCUUGGCUGCUCUGUUCAGUGUGAGAAAGAGUGAGUUUGACUAUUGCAUUUGGGGUGGGAGAGAGUGUGUUUGACUAUUGCAUUCGGUGUGGGAGAGAGUGUGUUUGACUAUUGCAUUCGGGGUGGGAGAGUGUGUGUUUGACUAUUGCAUUCGGGGUGGGAGAGUGUGUGUUUGACUAUUGCAUUCGGGGUGGGAGAGUGUGUGUUUGACUAUUGCAUUCGGGGUGGGAGAGAGUGUGUUUGACUAUUGCAUUAAGGGUGGAAGAGAGUGUGUUUGACUAUUGCAUUCGGGGUGGGGGAAAUGGAGGCUGCCGGUUGCGUUCUGGGUGGGAGAGAUGGAGGCUGCCGGUGGCACUGGGAAGAGGAGCUGUGGAUUGAGGGGUGGGGGUUGACGCAGGCUGUGUGUGGGGUUACAUGGGCUCCAACAUGAAGUGGUUUCCUUUGACAGUUGCAGGAGGAGGAAGCAGAGAAGGAGAAAAUGGAUGAAUCUCUAAGACCAGAAACUCACCAACUAAUUGAGGCCAAUGCAUAGAGGUAGGUGUCACAUAUAAAUGUAAGAACGUUGUGUUCUCCUACUCCAGUUAAAGGUCAAGCCGAUUGCUUGGGUUCUUGGAAUUGUGGACUGUUCUCCGAUGUAAAUCAAGCUUUGUUUGAUUAAUGCACUGUCCAGGGUAGCUGAGGCGUCACCUCAUGUGAACUAGGAGAGAACCAUGUUAUUGGAAAUUCUGCAUAUUCUGUAGUGCUGUACAAGGGCUAAAUGCAAUUAAGAAACUACCAGACUGUCCUCCCAUACGCCCAGAUUAUUUAGAACCAGUCAGAUUAUCUCACGUUUGAUCUAUUUAUGGCUUUGUUUCAUGUUUUACACAGGACACUGGAAAAGAAUGGUGUUUUUUGAGUUAUUUCCUCAGAUUUGUUUUAAGCUGCUCUGAAUUGAUUCAUUUCAAGUCCAACACUCCAAAGUCUCCAACACUCCACCAAGUUGUCCACGAGCAGGCUUCUAUUAGAGCCGGUGACUGAGCAGCCUGGGCCGUGACAGCAUGUAAUGUUCCACUGUCAUAUUAUAGCACUGGCUGGUUCAUCCUCCCGCAAUGAGACGUACUGGAUUUCUUAAUUAUAAUCUUGCUUUUAUGUUUUUAACUAAAUAUGAAAUUACUAAUAAAACCUAUUUUUACUGUGGUUGCGGAAUUUAUUUGUUGUCCAUGGCAGGAGAUGGGGGCAUA